AUGCCACACGAGCCAGUGAUUGAUAGCAAGAGCGAAAAUUUCCGAGGAAAGAGCACAAGCCAACACGACAAGCACAACAAACUUGAAGCGAUAGUAAAAUGGACCAUGAACGGUACAUUGCGGGUGCAUCCAGGAUUGACAUUUGAUCUCCAAUAUCAUGCCACGUACAACUCGGCAUUCUUUAAACUGCGAGCUCUAGUAGUCAAGAAGGAAAACUCAACUACCGAUCAAGUCCCCAUUUUUGUAUUCCUCGCGCCUGAAGUUAUCCAAACCUUGUCUCAUGAUUGCAAGCAUGCAAACGAGCUCGGUCCAGAUACCGUGUGCUUCCGCUUCCACAUGAAGAGUGGCAACGCUCCUUCUCUUGUCGUGCCCAAAGAUAUGGACCUAUCAUCCGUCACCUGGAAGAACAAACAGUCUAGUGAUGUAUGGGAAUCUUUACGGUCAUUAGUACACGCAUCGAGUUUUGAUGUUUUUUGUCGCCUGCCUAGGCGAGCCAUGUCCGAAGCCCGUGUAGGAUCGCUUUGCGAUGCGCUGUCCAGCUCACAAGUGGUCUCCACGCCUGGCUACGCUGACCUCGCGGGUCUCUAUGGAGGCAAAGGUGGGAAAUUGGUCCAGCUUGAGGCUGGGGCCAUGGAAUGCGUCUCAGACGACUCUCCGCCGGCAUAUGGUGAUCUUGAGCCCGGACCACCAAUGCCACCAGUCCUUCCGGAAAAGGCUUCUAACAAACGCCGACGGGGAAACUCUGAUAUUGAACCUCCGCGGACAUGCCAGGAACCUGUGAACGACUUGGAAGCUACUGUGGCCUGGUUAGUGACUGAGUUGAAGGAACACAAGAUCAGAGAAGCAUUCAUUGCAGCACAAUUGAAAGAGUGUAAGGCGGAAUUGCAGGAAUACAAGGCGAGGGAAAGCUCCCUGAAGUUGGAACUGGAAGAAGUCAAAGCUGAAGUUGCCAAAUCAAGCCGUGAUCACGAGCGGCAGCACGAUCGCCUUAGCUCAGUCGAGACUCAACUUACCAAACUCGAUGAUCUGCAAGAACGGCAAGGCGUUGUUGAGGCAAAACUUGAUGAAUUGGAUGAUGAUCUGGAGGUUAGGGUAGAUUGUAGGGUAGAAGAGACGCUAGAUCAGACACUAUCAAGUAGAAUACAAGGUGUUUUGGAAGGGGUCACCCUUUCUGCGCGUUUCUAA
This is a messenger RNA of Pestalotiopsis fici W106-1, 1185 nucleotides long. RefSeq lists its product as uncharacterized. The transcript has a single exon. Lineage: Eukaryota; Fungi; Ascomycota; Sordariomycetes; Amphisphaeriales; Sporocadaceae. The record is from RefSeq and is a predicted model, not a curated record. The coding region runs from base 1 to 1185 and encodes 394 amino acids.